CCGUUUCGUCCUUUCUGCUCAAAAAGUGAUGUAUGACCACCCACGGCCGCUGUUGCCGCGGCGAAGCCUCCUUCGCGUGCACACCGCUAGCCGCAAAGCACGAGGACCGUCCGUCACAGACCUUCCGCGCCGCUGCACACGUCGCUCCUCCUGCGUGCGCGGCGUUCAGUUCGACUGGCUCUUGCGGCUUCUCGAUAUGUGCCUCAACGUCUACCCGCUCGUCUCCUUCUUGGCCACCUCGUCGCUUGUGGACAAUCUUCUCAUGCGCCAAGCGUCCUUUAUGGACGAUAUCGUCCAUGGCGUGUACAACUUGACACCGCUUCUGCCCGUUGACGUCAAGAUCCAAAGCAUUUUGCAACAAGGACAUGCAGGACAGAGCAAGCGCAUCGGCGUUCGUGAUGCGUCCCUCGCAUUUCCCGGCGGCAACCACUCGCUCAGCUGGUGCAUGCGCGUCAACAUCUCGCUCGGCGUUCAGUACCAUACCAUGUACAACCACGACGGCGUGUCCCGGCGACUGCUACGGUUCGUGCACACCAAUUUACCGCCGAGUUGCGUCGGAUGGACCGUCGCGCCGGGUGGCAGCCACGACGCACCACGCCUUCACGUUGUGGAUGAUGCACGGUCCGGCUACGGCACCUCGUAUCUGCACUGCACCGAUCAACGGUACUACAUACCACCGCUCGGUCAAGCGACCAACGUGAGCCAAUUCCGGUUUCGAGCCGGGUACAUCGUCGCCCAGCAGCGCGACGCGGGAGGUGAUUUGAGUGUCGAGACACACAUUUCGCAGUGCAAAGCCGAGAAGAUCGGCGAUUCACUGGUAUACAAGGUGUCGCCGGCGAUCGAGGGCGAUGACACCGAAGACGUCAACAUCCUCUUUGGCCAAAAGAGUCGGUUGCUGACGCUUCUGGACUAUGCCGGUCAGAUGAUCGUGCUCAGUGUGCUGCUGUUUGAAGCGACCCGGGCGUCGGUGCCGUCCGUCACACGCGUUCCGACGCAGUCGUUUGCCUGGUAUGCGACGGCGAUCCCGUGGCUCUCACGUGACCACGUGUCAUUCAUUGAGUUCAUGGAUGUGGGGCACUCGGUCAUGAGUCUCUCGCAGCUCUGGCUCGCCAACCCGUGGUAUCUCAUGGGCAACUGCAUGUACGCGAUCGGGACAACCCACGAGACCCAGACACUGGUCGAGAUCUUUUUCUGGCAAUUUCUUAUCCGGCGUCACGUGACCGACUUGAUCUAUGCCGUUCUCUACUCGGUGCGCCAAGCGUGGGUCAGUGUCUUCUUUUGGACAACAUGUCGUGCCGCGAUUCGGAGACUCAAGGUACCGCGCUGGCUGCGAACAAAUGUCUGCGCAAUGGAAGCGUACGUGUCGUGCCGCAGCACCAUCGUCGCCUUUAUGCUGGCGUGCCUCGGCACAGGGUUUCUUCGUGGCAGCCUCAUUCUCACACAGCGCCUUAACGUUGUUGAUAUGGGCAGCGGUAUGGCCGAGGCGCCUGUUUGGAGCUCCCAAGACAUGACCACCCUUCUCAUCUGCCACGGCUUUGCCAUCGCGCUCGGCGGUAGCUUUGGCGUCUGUAUCUGCCAGCUCUUGCGCUGGCGGUGUCCCGGCCACGAACGCAACUCGUUUGUGCGGGCCGUGCAGCAGCACCGGGUUGUUGCCGGCUUUGACAUUGCCCACCUCCUCGGCGGCUCUCGGUCCCUCAAUAUGGGCGGGCGUUGCGUCUUGCUACUGCCGCUCGCAGACCUCUACCACGUCUACGCGUCUGUCAACGUCCUACAAAGCACGUGCAUGCGACCGCUGCCUCGGAAUCUGCCACGAGGCAACGCGAUCGAGUGUGCGACGGACGCUGCAGGCGUGACCUUGCGCUGGAGUGACUCGGGGCUCCACGUUCCCGCGCUGGCCGAGCUCCAAGUCGACGCAACAGGCUAUAUCUACUGCGCCGUGGUGUAAUAUUGUCUUAUCGUAUAUCGAGUACACUGUAC
Messenger RNA from Saprolegnia diclina VS20, 1977 nucleotides. RefSeq lists its product as hypothetical. The record is from RefSeq and is a predicted model, not a curated record. NCBI's taxonomy places the organism in Eukaryota, Oomycota, Saprolegniomycetes, Saprolegniales, Saprolegniaceae. The transcript has a single exon. The coding region runs from base 29 to 1945 and encodes 638 amino acids.